AUGACUUUAGAAACUAGCCCGACGUUUCUUCAGUCACUUCUGGCGGGUGGUAUUGCAGGGACCUCUGUAGACCUUCUCUUUUUUCCAAUAGAUACCAUCAAGACGAGGCUUCAAUCGUCGCAAGGGUUCAGGGCAGCUGGUGGGUUCUCUGGGGUGUAUAAGGGUGUUGGAAGUGUUGGGGUGGGCAGUGCUCCGGGAGCUGCUGCAUUUUUUUCGACUUAUGAAGCAAUGAAGAAUGCGCUUCCUCUUUCUGAGGGACUCGCACCCGUGAAGCACAUGGUAGCAGCGUCCGUGGCGGAAGUUGCUGCCUGCUUAAUUCGCGUACCAACAGAAGUCAUCAAGACACGGAUGCAGACGUCGACGUACGGUGCGCAGGGCGCUUCAUCCUUCUCGGCGGCCAAACUCGUCUUGUCGAACAAUGGAUUGAGAGGGUUUUACAGGGGAUUUGGCAUAACAGUCAUGCGAGAAAUCCCAUUCACAUCGCUGCAAUUCCCGUUGUAUGAAUUCUUGAAACUUCAGCUGUCGCGAAAGCUCAAUCGCAAACCGCUGUACGCUCAUGAAGCAGCCAUUUGCGGAAGUAUCGCUGGUGGAGUGGCAGCAGCACUGACGACACCUUUAGAUGUUCUCAAAACCCGAGUCAUGCUUGACACACGGGACGCCACCAAGUCAAAACUUCCCUCUUUACUAACCAGGUUUAGGAAAAUCUAUGUCACAGAGGGACCAAAAGCGCUGUUUGCAGGUGUAGUACCACGGACGCUUUGGAUAUCCGCUGGUGGUGCCGUAUUCUUAGGGGUCUACGAAUGGGCCGUGCACGGCCUUAUGGGCCUGUGA
Molecule: messenger RNA, 831 nt
Organism: Psilocybe cubensis
Lineage: Eukaryota; Fungi; Basidiomycota; Agaricomycetes; Agaricales; Agrocybaceae
Exons: 6
Coding region: 1-831 (276 amino acids)
Biological process (GO): transmembrane transport
Cellular component (GO): mitochondrial inner membrane
Molecular function (GO): S-adenosyl-L-methionine transmembrane transporter activity
Source: RefSeq, a predicted model, not a curated record